AUGGAGCAAUCGCCGAGGGCCCUUGGUUCCUCAUCUGGCAAGCUGAUGCUGCAGAAGCCUUCGUUAUCAAACAAGCAGCAGUCGGCACAUCCGGAUUCAGCCUCGAAGAUCCCGAGCCUGAUUCCUGCGAACCAGGGAACCAAGAUAAUGUCAACAUUUAGGUUACCCCAGAUGGAAAAUUUGGCCCAGAUUGCAAUACCUCCGAAUCUUGGUCAUCAGCAGCUUGCAUCAAAAAAUAAAAGAAAAUCGCCCACAGAAAAGUCACCCAAGCCCCAGAAUGUUUUCUCCGCCCAUCAAGCCGCAAUUCUAACCAACAGAAGAGCUUCGCCCGCUGAGAAGUCACUAAAAGCUCGAAACGAGUCUUUUGAAUCAGUUAGAUCAAAACUUCGGGAGUCCUUGGCUUCUGCGCUGGUUCUUGGGUCAGGUGAGAAAGCCAAGCCUCUAGAUGUAGAGAAGUCCUAUGCUCAGGAAACCAAGCCCAAAGACCCAAUCACCGUCAGUCAACAAGGUGAUAUAUCCUCUACGUCAGCUCCGCCGGAGACACCUUUGGAUCCCAUGGGCAGAAAUCAUGAUGUUGCCCAUAAAUCUGACGCUAGUAGUUUUGCAGGAUUUGUUUCCAUAGGCGAAAAUGCAGAUAACGUAGCCAAUACGAGGGAUUCUUUUGCAAAAGAGGAGGACACCCCAUUCAACGACUUCGCCUUGAAAGAUGACCUCUUGCAGGAAAAUGGUCUCUGCUGGGUAGCGGACGUUGGUCCUGAAAGGUCUGAGUCGAGGGACGGUGGUGCCUCCAAACGGGCCAAGCUGGACCCUGAUGAAAUUGCAGUGGACCCCAAGGAAUCAGAGGAUAGAAACCGAGCUCUGGCGGCUAGUAUCGAAGCAGAACUGUUUAGGUUAUUUGGAGGCGUGAAUAAGAAGUACAAGGAGAAGGGUAGAUCCCUACUGUUUAAUCUCAAAGAUCCGAGCAACCCCGAGCUACGGGAACGAGUAAUAUCUGGAGAAAUAACCCCUCAGCGUCUCUGUUCUAUGUCUGCUGAGGAGCUCGCUUCGAAAGAGCUCACGGAAUGGCGGAUCGCCAAGGCCGAGGAGUUUGCCCACAUGGUGGUCCUGCCCGAUUCAGAUGUUGAUUUAAGGCGCGUGGUGAAGAAGACCCAUAAGGGAGAGUUUCAAGUGGAAGUCGAACGAGAUGACAGUGGUUCAGUGGAGGUCGCCAUUGGCGCAAAUUCACUACCCCUAGUUCUGCCAAGAAGAGCGAGUGAACCAAAGAGCAAUUCAAAAUCGGUCAGCAAUUCGAAACCAAAUGAAGCUGAUGGGUCUGAUAAUUCGGGGCUACCUGAGAAUGCCGACUCUGAAGCACUAGAACUCUCCAGCAACCUGACUACUCUUCCACACGACAUGCAGGAUCUGAUAGUGGAUGUAAAAGGUGCAGAAAACCUGCCUCCGAUUGUGUCUCUUGACGAGUUCAUGGAAGCCCUUGAUUCCGAGCCGCCGUUUGAGAACUUGUCGGGAGGUGCCGAACAGCACCCACAGACAGAUGAUGGGGGAGCCGGCAGCUCAGAUGCACAGGUCGAUACUUCGUCAGGCAAACCAGAUGGCAAGCCAGAUGCAACUCCCAGUCGCACGCUCGCCGGAGACCCCUUGGAUGCAUCUGCGUCUCAACCCGAUGAAAUCGAAGCUAAAGCAAAGGAUGCAGACGCCGAGGAUGACCCGGCAGUUGGAACUUCCAAGGCCGAUGCAGAGAACCCCACCCCGACUCUUGCAUCCAAUGGUGGACAUUUAUGGGAGGGUGUGAUUCAGUUGAACAUCUCUUCUCUUGUCACCGUCUUGGCCGUCUUCAGAAGGUUUGCUGCUUUCUUGAAUCAUCACUUCCGCUCUUCUUCGAUACAAACUAAUAGCUUCAUCUCCCGGCCUCUAUUUUGCGCUAAAUGAUUAAAAAAAUAUGAUCUGUGGCGUCCUUUUCAUUUAAUCCUCUUUUUUUUUUUUUUUUUUGGUAAAAUAGUAUGCACGAAUUACCAUACUUGGUUGUGUUUCAAGCUCGGCUCUCUGAUCUCUGUUUCUUCUGUGGCAGCGGCGAGAAGGUGUCCACCAAGGACUGGCCCACUUUCGUGGAGGUCAAGGGGAGAGUCCGGGUCGAAGCCUUUGAGAAGUUCCUCCGGGACCUUCCUCUCUCCAAAAGCCGUGCUAUGAUGGUAGUUCCCUCCGCCGACGCAUUGCACUGCUUCGUUGACCCCACUGUCAUUGACCCACCGAUUCGUUCUUCCUUCCGGCUACAUCUGGUUUUGAGUACUGCCCGGAAGAGGGCCGUCAUUUCUCGCCCCAGAGUGGCGACUUCUGUGUAUGAUCAGAGUUUGAAAAUCUUCGACCAAAUGAUGCCUUGUGAGGGGAGGAGGAGAUAUAAGUUCGCCGUUGCAAAUAGCCGUUGACUAUUAUUAUUAUUAUUAUUAGUAUUAUUAAAACUUAGUGCCAUAAGAUGAAGAAUUGUGGAAUAUAGUACGUUCGGAUCUCUGAUUCCUACGUUUCUGAGGUCAAAGAUUUCGGGCUUUUUACUGUUUUUAGAUGCUCUCCGCCGCCGCUUAUGUAUUCUGUUGAAAGCUCGGCGACUGACCCUGGCUGCUUCUCUGUGCGCAGGUGGUCGAUCUUCGCUGGAAGGAGGGGUCCCCCGAGGGGGGCCUUAGGGCCAUCUCCGAGGUGAGCUUCCUCUCCCCCUCUUGCAGAGCUUCAUCCUCUUCUUCUUCUUCUUCUUCUUCUUCCUUCUAAGGUUCUUCCUUGAUGUUGACGACGCCGCCCUCUCUCUCUCUCUCUCUCUCUCUCUCUCUCUCUCGCUAAUCUAUCCUCCUUGGUGGUGUUGCAGGCGGUGGAGUCGUACGUAGCGGAUGGGAGGCUGGGGUACGUUGAGCCCUGCCCGGGGGUGGAGCUCUACGUGUGCCCGCCGGGAGGGAAGACCGCGCAGAUGCUCGGCGAGCACGCUGCCGCGGUGGCGGAGCCAGCGGAGGCCGCGGCGCCGGCCGAGGGCGGCCUGGUGGGCGUAGUUGUAUGGCGGAGGGCGCUGGUGGAGUCCCCCAGACUGCUCUCCUCCUCCCACCACCACCACCACCAAAAACAUUCCUCCUCUUCCAAAAGAUCGUCCCUUUCUAGGAAACAGCAACAGCGCCCCCUCCCCGGUAGCCUCACCCGCGAGCCCCCCGCCGAGCUCAACCCCAAGCCCAGGGCGGAGGACGCCGGCGAGGACCUCCCGCCGGGGUUCGGCCCCGCCGGCGCCGGCGCGGGGGAGGAAGACGACCUUCCUGAGUUCGACUUCCGCAGAGGCUCCCUACCCGCUGCGGCGGCGCCGCGGCCGGCGUACCACAUGAGGGAGCUGAUACAUAAAUAUGGCCAGGGCGAGGGUGCAGCAGCUGUUGCCGGCCGUGUGCAGCUUACCCCCGCGCGGCCGUGGGAGGACGACGACGACGACGAUAUUCCCGAGUGGCGGCCUCAGACAGUGCGUCCCCAUCCUCCUCAGCAGGCGUUCUUGCCCCAUCUGACAAAUCAACGGCAGCAGCAGCAGCAGUUCAUCGUCCCCCCUCCGCCAGAGCAUCCGCAGUUCCUUCCCCGCGCCGCCGCCCAGCCCGGCGGGUGGGGGCCCUACGGCGGUAGGCCGAUGGAUGGACAAGGCUUUGCGGCGGGAGACCAGCGGAGUGCGAUGGACUGGAGAUACGAUGUACCUAGGAGCAGGGGCUUGUGA
Spirodela intermedia is the source of this 3718-nucleotide messenger RNA. Lineage: Eukaryota; Viridiplantae; Streptophyta; Magnoliopsida; Alismatales; Araceae. The record is from the annotation of a GenBank genome assembly.